Messenger RNA from Asterias rubens (European starfish), 4522 nucleotides. Its product is annotated as N-acetylglucosamine-1-phosphodiester alpha-N-acetylglucosaminidase-like. The transcript has 9 exons. The coding region runs from base 2 to 1759 and encodes 585 amino acids. The record is from RefSeq and is a predicted model, not a curated record. Lineage: Eukaryota; Metazoa; Echinodermata; Asteroidea; Forcipulatida; Asteriidae.
GAUGGCGGCGCCCAUGUGGCAAUUUUUUGUUAUUGCCAUAUGGCUCAAAAUAAACAUUUUUAUGUCAGUUAACAAUGCUGAGUCUCUUGACAUGAGUCAGGGAGUGGUCCAGGUGGAUGUUCUAACACCUUACGCAGAUGAAUUCCACGGGUCACCUCACAGUCCACGUCAUGCCCGAGACUGCCAACCAAUCAAGUAUGCCAACUCUACCAUCGAGUCGCAGGCAUCCCAUGGAUUCAGUGCCUCUCAGGUCACCCUACCCAUCACAUCAACUAGGCAAUUCAUGGACAGCUCAAUAUAUUUCAGAACUUCCUUUGGUCAUUUGACUGUUGUGAAUGAUCCCGCGCGAACGCUGUCAGUGCUGGAACCCUUUCAAAAAGAUGGCUGUUCCUUAGGAUUAAGAGUGCCUGUAACGAGGUCUCGAUUACAAAAAAACUGUCUGUUGGCAACAAACGCCGGCUUCUUUAACACGCAUACUGGUGAUUGCUAUGGAAACGUUGUGAGUGAAGGGAGGCUCGUUAAAAAUGGACAUGGAGUACAGAAUGCCCAUUUUGGCAUCAGAGCUGACGGGAGCUUAGUUUUCGGGUAUCUUUCAGAGUUUGAUCUUCUUGAUGAGGAGAAUCCAUUUCUUCAGCUGGUAGGGGGUGUAGGGUGGCUAUUGAGGGACGGAGAAGUUUACGUGGAGGAGAGCAAGAAAGUAGAGUGUAAAAAAUCAGAGGAAACAGGUUCAAUAGAGUCUUUUUUUAAUGUGGUUGCGGCCCGGAUAGCUGUAGGAAGUGACAAAGAGGGUCAUGUUAUUAUUGCUCAUGUGGAUGGCAAGUCUGACUCAACAGGAGUUUCUCUUGAAGAGUUCGCUCAACUUCUUAAGCGUAAUGGAGUCGUGAAUGCAAUUAAUCUGGAUGGUGGUGGUUCGGCAACCUACGUCAUCAACGGAACAGUGGUUAGUUAUUCUACGGAUGAAUGUGCGGACCGUGUGUACCGAUGUCCAAGGGCAGUCUCCACCAUACUGUGCGUGCACGAGCCAGAGUGUGACCCGCCAAACUGCAAUAAUCAUGGUGAAUGUGUGAUGGGUGAAUGUCAUUGCCAUGGUAACUGGGAAACUCCUCGUUGUGACAAGCUAGAUUGUGGCUUGUUGAACUGCAGCAAUAAUGGUUUAUGUACAGAAGAUGGGUGCAAGUGCAAUAAAGGUUUCAUGCCACCAGACUGUUUUCAGCCGUGUGAUCAAGGCACCUUUGGGCAGGACUGCCUGACACCGUGCCCGUGUGAACAUGGCGGGGACUGUGACCCCAUCACAGGGAAAUGCCAAUGUCUUCCGGGAUAUGCAGGCAAGCACUGUCAGCUGAUCUGUCCAUACGGCUACCAUGGUCCCGACUGUAAGCAGAAAUGCAAGUGUGAUGAUGCUGCCUGCGCUUGUCAUCAUAUUACUGGAUUGUGUACAUUUGGCAGCAAUGAUACUGCCUAUGCGGAACUUAUGAAAGCUGGACAGUGCCUUGCCAAUCGUGCUCUUAAUGCCCAAAACCUCAGCCCGGAGAAAACCUUCUUCCAAGAACCCUAUGCAAUAGUUUGUGUGGUUGCCACGGUGAUAGCAGUGGUUAGCCUGAUGUGCAAUAUAGCCCUUCUCUGUUAUCGCUGUGCUUGCCGCAUUACGUCUCAUCCGUACCUGGUGUGUCCAACAUACAGAAGGGCUCGCAAGUAUCACAUGAUCAAACAGAGAGAUCUAGAAUUUGAUGAUACAGAAGAGACUGAGUCAAGUUUAUGAGUUCAGUUGAUAUGGAUGUUGACAUUCUUAGAGGCCUUUACAGUAUGACACAAUAAAACGGAACAAUCUGCGACUCACUAAGUUGACCCAAGUUGUCGCGUUGUCGUAUGUUUGAGUCAAGCUAAACCAUCUGGCCCUUUUACCCAAACCCUUCGGGUCCGUCUCAGGCUUGGCUCCAUUAUACAUUUUUGGAGCAGCCUGUUUUUUUGCACAGUGGUUCAAACAAUAGUACAGAGACUGGAGCCGAGGUUUGAGAAAGGCCUCAUGGUUUCUAUUAAAAAAGGAAACGGAUGCCAGACGAGCAAGUAUGCUUAUCACAUUGUCAGUCAGAGUACAGUAAUUAAAUCAAUGAUACGCACAACACAUUGUCAGUCAGAGGACAUACUGUUUAACAUUAAAGCAUUACUCAAGUUGUAGUGACUCACUGACUAUGGCUCACAAUUUCAUUGCUCAUUUGAGUAUUAUAGGGGCUGAAGAGUCAUGGUUGCUCAUUGGCUCAUUGGCUCAUUGGCUCAUUGGCUCAUUGGCUCAUUGGCUCAUUGGCUCCUUGUUGUGACAAUUCUUUUGCAUAAUCAAAAUUGAGUGACUUCAGUUUUGAUGGUGCAGAAGCUGAGCUCGCUUCAAAUAAAAAAUGUUGUUGCGUUGAACAAAGACAAAUUUACUAGAGCGGUGUGUGAAUCAACGACCUCCGGAUUAAUGUGCUGGAGUUCUAUCAACUGAGCUAUCACUAUGUUGGCACCCGCCCUAUUUUGCCAACAUCGUUGUUCGAGACAAAGCAUGACAGAUGAGGGUUUUUCCAAAUCACCAGUUUCUAUAAAAGUACUGUACGAACUAUAUCAUAGCAAAUACAUUAUUUGUAUAAAUGGACAUUAAUCUUGGGUCUAAUUUGUUUCUGGGGAAGGUACAAUAUAAAUUUCGGAAAUUUAUUGGUAUUUCUGUAGUGCUUUUUUUACAUAGAAGAAGAACCCACUAAGAAAGUCGGACAUUAUUUAUAUCCAUGUUCAUUUAAUUAAAUUACUUUAUACAUUUCUGGUGCAUUAUAAGAAGUUAUUUUUUGUUUCUUUGGAAUGUAUAUUUUGUAAAUCUUGAGAUUUAUCUAUUUCUGUUUCUUUAACCCUGAAGAGCCUAAUAUUUAGGUUUUCAUAACGUUUGUGAAUAUCUUUAAAAUGUUGGUAAAGGUUUUUAUUAUUAAUCAGUUUAAUGAAUUAACUUAAUAAUGACGGUGUCUCAAUUAGGUAAUUUUAUUUAAAUUUAACUUCCAUUUUACUGUUGAAAAUCUUAACAGUUUUUCAACAACUUUGUAAUAAGACAAUUUUAAAACGAACUCCCUUUUUUGAAAUAAUGAAUCGACGUUCAAAGUAAAGACAAAGACAAUGUUAGUAUUGGUAUUAAUAAUGAUGUUUUCUGUUCAGAAAUAAGGUCAUUAGUGCAAUUUGCAUGGAUCUCAUAAAUUUACUUUUGCUUAUUUUGGAGCUCCUGGUAAAUAGUGCUUAUUUCCAAAAAGAAAUAAUUUGUUUUCCAUAGUAAAACAUCUGUUAAUUUUGAGUUAUUUGUUUUAAAUCUGAACAAAUAAUAGUAUUAGGUUUUGCAAAUUGCUUACCAACCUAAAUGACCUAUGGUAUUGCAAUAGAAAUUAGUGGUCUGAUGUUUAACCCCAGCAGAGUCUUUUUCAAGGGCUUAAUUUGUAUGAUGUUGUACUCUUGAAGUUUCAGGGAAUAGUCUAAUAAAUAAAUUAUAAUCAUUACAUUUAAAUGUAUUUUGAUAACAUCAAAUUGUGUACCCCAAACAAUGUUUUGUUUUUUAAAUUUAAUUUCACAUGCUUCCUCUUCAUGGCCACUACUAUUUUCAAGGCAACUUGGCCACUUAUACCUAAUGGUGUUAGUUUAAACCCUACUGUUGUGUGUGAACAGUUCAUGUAGUUUUGUAGGGUAUCAUACUCUUUAACCAAUCUGGCUGUUUGUUCUGCAAAAUAUGGGCAAGAUCAAAGAACAAUCUAAAUGUUAGAUAAUAAUAAUAAUAUGGAUUUACAAUGCUCCCUUCUCCAGAAAACCAAUCAAGGCGCCUACACAAAAAGAAAAAGCAUAAUACAAUAGAAAAUGAAGAAUAAACAUAAUUGAACUUAAAUAAAACCCAAUGAAAGUCGAAGUGAACAGGUGUGUUCUUAGUUCCCACUUGAAGUUGUUGAGUGAUGUUGUUUGGCGAAGUGAGACAGGGAGCUUAAUUCAUAGGGCAGGACCAUUACACUCAACCAGCUGUCAAACUUAUUAACCAACUAAGAAAAAAUUAUCAACAACUAUCAGGAACUACCACAAACCAGGAAAUAUAGGGGGGGGGGGCAGUGUUGUAGUCAAGACCUGAAGGUCACCGAGACACAAGGUGGAGGUUGCCUGAAAAUUUCACAGCACUUCGAGGGCCUAAAUUUCUGAAAUUAAAAACAAGUACUCCAUAACUUUGUUGAGUAGUUCUAAAAGAAUAUAAUUAUUAAAGUCUGAUAUUGAGCUAAAUUGGAUGAAUCAGCUGAGUUGUAAAAAAGUAUAGGCCUAUCUUUCAAAUUUGGACAAGAAAUUUCUUGAGAAAGUAUAUAAUUUUUAAUUUGGACAUCAAUCACACAAGCUUUUGCAUUUUAAUGUUUCCAAAUUCAUCCUAUUGAUUGCCUUGUUGAUGUUUUCAGGACCCCACAAGGGUCCUUUUUGUACAAAAUAAGUGAUAAAAGUGGUUACAAGAUAUGGAAAGUUUUCCGACCGAAUAAAAAUUAUAAAAGAG